UUUUUGCCCCAUGGCCAUGCUUUGCUACUGACUUGAGCUAAUACAUUACUUUUGAAGCAUUGAAACAUUAAUGAAAUUAAGGAAGAGUGUACUAUACUAAAAUAUUAUCUAUAAUCUAUCAUAAUUACAGUUAUAAACUACCUUGUUAACUGCCAUGAUUGGUCUCAAAUUUGAAGAGGUGAGAGAUGAGCUUCGCAAGUGGCGUGAGGACAACAGCCGACAGAGUGAGGAGGUUGUUGACAGAUGGACUUACUGUCUACAACAUAACAAAAAUAAACUUGGUGAUGAGAGAUGGAUGGUAGAAGAGCAAGUGUUUGUGGCAGCAUUGGACUGCAACCGCAUGGAUAUAGCAGACCAAUGUCUGCACUCUCUGGCAAAAAAGUUUCCUAACUCACUGAGAGUUGCAAAGCUGAAAGGAAUGCGGCUUGAAGCUUUGGAGAAAUUUGAUGAUGCCCUCCAAAUAUAUGAGCGUAUCGUGCGUGAGGAUGAAACCAACUCUACAGCUCGGAAGCGCCGUAUUGCUGUUCUCAGAGGACAGCGCCGUUAUGUUGAUGCCAUCAAGGAGCUCAAUGAAUAUCUUCAAUUGUUCAUGUCGGAUUGGGAAGCAUGGCAGGAGCUUCUGGACUUGUAUCUGAAGGAGGGUGAUUAUGCCAAAGCUGCCUUUUGCAUGGAGGAGCUUCUCAUGUCCAACCCUCACAAUGCUAUUUACUACACGCGCUACGCUGAAGUCAAAUACACACAGGGAGGUUUGGAGAACAUGGAGAUUGCUAAAACCUACUUCGGUCAAGCCGUCAAACUCAACCCUAAAAACAUACGAGCUCUCUUUGGGCUGCAGUUGAGCUGCGAGCAGAUAGCAUCAUCACCCAAAACAACGGUUCAGAAGAAGAAAGAAGCCAUCAGAGUUGCUGAGUAUGCUUCGCAGCUUAUCAAGCAGAGGUACGCUGCCCUGAGCUCCCCUGCAUCCACACACGGUGAUCAAAAUUUAGUGGAAAGUUUAUCAGCGCUGACGGUGGGAGGAGAGAAAACGUCGCGGCCCUGAGUGCCGAGAUGCACUACGUUUGUCUGCAAUCUCCAUAGGCAAUCUUAGCGUUAAUUGUUUGGGUGCGACCGCGUGUAACAUAUUCCUUGCUAUUUGAGAAGUCAAGUAUCUUAUACUUUAAUUAUCUCGGCUAAUUGUCACUCGGAAUAAAUUGAAUAAUUUUUAAUGAUGUUCAACUGUAUGUAACUUUUUAUAGGGAAUAACUGGUUAUAAUAAUUUCCAUUAACUAAUAGGUAGGAAUUUUACCCUGGCAAGAUAUAGUCUUCUAGUCAGAAGCGUUACGGUCACUUGGAAGCUUUGAAUUCCAUUGUGCAGGAGACAAAUAUUAAUCAAUGAAAAUGGGUAUAAUAUUAACGAAGAGUCCUAGACAAGAUUCAAUUGAACACCUCAAUUGGUCUCCACGAAUCAGGUGGGAAAUCUACAAGGCUUCAAGUAUUUCGUUUGAGAUUAUAUGAUUGAAUAUCAUCAUUUUGUGUCUUUUGAAUGGGGUUUAUUAAUUGCAAUGAUGUGUAUGUUUUAUUAUUAUUCACCUACUGUUGACAUUCAAAAUGAGUAUGAACGGG
This is a messenger RNA of Hyalella azteca, 1602 nucleotides long. Its product is annotated as ER membrane protein complex subunit 2. The transcript has 8 exons. Lineage: Eukaryota; Metazoa; Arthropoda; Malacostraca; Amphipoda; Hyalellidae. The coding region runs from base 155 to 1039 and encodes 294 amino acids. Gene Ontology annotation, biological process: protein folding in endoplasmic reticulum. The record is from RefSeq and is a predicted model, not a curated record. Gene Ontology annotation, molecular function: protein binding. Gene Ontology annotation, cellular component: EMC complex.